Colias croceus (clouded yellow) is the source of this 5766-nucleotide messenger RNA. RefSeq names its product bifunctional heparan sulfate N-deacetylase/N-sulfotransferase (gene sfl). Bases 622 to 3294 code for a protein of 890 amino acids. The record is from RefSeq and is a predicted model, not a curated record. Gene Ontology annotation, molecular function: heparan sulfate N-sulfotransferase activity; deacetylase activity. Gene Ontology annotation, cellular component: Golgi apparatus. Lineage: Eukaryota; Metazoa; Arthropoda; Insecta; Lepidoptera; Pieridae. The transcript has 15 exons.
CAACUGACAACAGCUGUCAGUGCAGGAUAAUCGUGAAAUACCAACGUCGAAAACAAGUUUUAGUGCUAGUGUUUGUAGUAUCUUUUUAUUUAUAUAACAAAAAAUUAUAUAUCACGAACUUUUCUGUUAAAAAAAACAUUAAAUUUAACUUCAAGAUCUUACGAUCUUAGUAUUGUGCUUUUUUUAACCCGCGUUCUUCAAAGCUUUUCGGAGAAUCCCGUCGUCAGUUUUGGAUUCCACAAUAAAGCCAAGACCGAUGAGAGAGGCAGCUGGACCCGACCGUAUUCAUCCACGGAUGCCGUGAGGUCUCGACCUGGGAGCGCACGCCGUCGCCGUGAUGAUAACAACCCGCCAAAAUGCGUCGGCGGCCAUUUUAAACAGGCAACGGAUACGUUUGUCGGCACGAGAUGGCCGUCAGCGUCAGCGCCCACUGCCUCCCAGCGAACGCGCGCGUUCCUACCCAGAAGCGCUUCUAUGAAAUGUGGAAACACUGCAAGUGGCGACAGAAAUCACCAAGGACGAACCCGGCCAUUAGAGUUCCCAGAUAGAGAUUGUAUAGUGAAUUUUUUAGAGGCCUAAGUGUUAUUGUGUUGUGUAAAUAUAGUGGUGUGUUGGUUAAGUAUGGAGGGUCGUGGAGCGCGCACGCCGCUGCUGGAGUGCGGCGAGUACCCGCACACGCACAAGGCGCCGGCGCCGCGCUGCUGCUUCUGGCUCGCGAGCCACGUCAACGUGAGGAAGUGCGUCGCCGGCGUCAUGCUGCUCUCCGUCCUCACUAUAUUCUUCUACACGUAUUACGUCACGGCACCCUUGACUAGUCUUGUAUGGCGCGACCGUGUACCCCGGCCGCUGUCACAAUGCUCACUGCUCGCGUCGCAGCAGCAAGCGGCGCGCGACCACCGCUCCGACGCGCGCCUGCGCAUCGACGCGAAGGUUCUGGUCAUCGCCGAGUCGCUGUACUCGCGGCUCGGAAGGGACAUCGCUGAGCUGCUUGUCGCCAACCGUAUACGGUACAAGGUAGAAGUAGCAGGCAAAAGCCUGCCAGUUCUUACCACUUUGGACAAGGGGCGCUACGGCGUCAUCGUGUUCGAGUCGCUUUCGAAAUACGCGAACAUGGACAAAUGGAAUCGAGAACUUCUCGACAAGUACUGUCGGGAAUAUUCAGUAGGGGUGGUUGGGUUCGCGACCCCCGGCGAGGAGACCCUCGUGGGCGCCCAGCUGAAAGGAUUCCCACUCUUCAUGCAUACCAAUUUGAGACUUAAGGAUGCGGCAUUGAACCCCGCAUCGCCAGUGCUCCGGCUAGCGCGCGCCGGCGAAACCGCCUGGGGCCCGCUACCCGGCGACCACUGGACAGUGUUCAGACCGAACAGUUCGACCUACGAGCCAGUCGCGUGGGCCUUCAGACAGAACGAAUAUGGAACUAAUGAAGACCGAAUACCACUUGCGACGGUGAUGCAAGACCACGGCCGCCUGGACGGUAUACAAAGGGUCGUCUUCGGUUCUGGCCUGCAGUUCUGGUUGCACCGGCUGCUCUUCCUCGAUGCGUUGAGCUACUUGAGCCACGGCCAGCUCAGCUUGAGCCUGGAGAGGUGGAUACUCGUGGAUAUUGAUGAUAUCUUUGUGGGGGAGAGAGGUACUCGACUGCACGAAGAAGACGUAUCCGCGCUCAUGGCAUCCCAGGUGGCGCUGCAGCGGCUCGUGCCCGGCUUCAGGUUUAACCUGGGCUUCAGCGCGAAGUACUACCACCAUGGGACCACGCUGGAGAAUCGAGGCGAUGACGCGUUGCUGAAGAAUCGGGAGCAUUUUAGUUGGUUUUGUCACAUGUGGAACCACCAGCAGCCUCACCUGUACAACAACGUGUCGCAACUAGAAGCCGAGAUGAUGCUCAACAAACAGUUCGCACUAGAACACGGCAUUCCAACGAACUCCUGUUAUUCAGUAUCCCCGCACCACUCUGGUGUAUAUCCAGUACAUGAACCGCUAUACGAAGCGUGGAGGAAAGUUUGGGACGUCAAAGUCACAAGCACAGAAGAGUAUCCACAUCUAAGACCUGCGAGAUUGCGGCGCGGCUUCAAACACAGGGGGGUGAUGGUUUUGCCCCGACAGACUUGCGGCCUGUUCACGCACACCCUCCUGCUAGAGCGGUACCCAGGUGGGCGACAGAGGCUCGACAAAUCGAUACAAGGAGGCGAACUAUUCCAGACAGUCAUCAAUAACCCGAUAAACAUAUUCAUGACGCACAUGUCUAACUACGGCAACGACCGGCUCGCGCUGUACACGUUCGAGUCGGUGGUGAAGUUCCUCCGUUGCUGGACGAACGUGCGGCUCGCGUCCGCGCCGCCGCUCGCGCUCGCCGAGAAGUACUUCCAGCUACGGCCGGACGAGCUGAGCCCGCUGUGGGGGAAUCCGUGCGACGACAUCCGCCACCGCCGCAUCUGGUCCAAAAGCAAAUGGUGUGACACACUACCAAAAGUGCUGGUCAUCGGGCCGCAGAAGACCGGCAGUACAGCGCUGUACACUUUCCUGGCUAUGCACCCAAUGAUGGUGCCGAACCAACCAAACCCGGUCACGUAUGAGGAACUGCAGUUCUUCAAUAAUAACAACUAUUUGAAGGGAUUGGAUUGGUACCUAAAUUUUUUCCCGCCAAACCAGAGCAACGCGUCACAGAUAACAUUCGAAAAGUCGGCGACGUACUUCGACGGGGAACUCGUACCGCGGCGAGCGCACGCACUACUGCCGAAUGCUAAGAUCAUUGCCAUACUGAUAUCACCGUCAAAGAGGGCAUAUUCGUGGUACCAGCACAUUCGCUCGCAUGGCGAUGCCGUGGCGAACAACUACACUUUCCAUACAGUCAUCACGGCGAAUGAUUCCGCGCCGAAAGCUCUGAGGGACCUCAGGAACCGUUGCCUGAACCCGGGCAAGUACAGCCACUACCUGGAGCGGUGGCUGGCGGAGUUCAGCUCGCACCAGCUGCACAUCAUCGACGGGUCGCUGUUGCGCUCUGAACCAGCGAGUGUGAUGAAUACGCUACAGAAGUUCCUGAAGGUGCCGCACGUGGACUAUAAUAAGUUGCUCAAAUACGACGCGAAAAAGGGAUUUUUCUGUCAGGCCGUGAGCAACGAGAAAACGAAAUGCCUGGGCAAGUCGAAGGGUCGGAUAUACCCGCCCAUGGAGGAGAGGUCGGCGAAGUUUUUGAAGCGAUAUUACACGCCUCAUAACACGGCUCUGUCGAAGCUUCUGGUGCGACUGGGCCGACCCGUGCCGCAGUGGCUUAAGGACGAGCUAUCGAACGGAUAGCACGACUCGCAACCCGUGCGGUUGGAACAAACUCAAAUAGUGCGCGCACUCUACAAAGUGUGUGUGGUGACGUUGUCUUAACGACUCCCGUGGAACUUUUCGUGUGCAAACUCCACAUUCGGACAGUGUACAUAACAGAUUCGGCUUAAAGCUAUAUAAGUUUGUAUAGUUUAUUAAAACAUUAACCUCCUUUUAUCUUGUAGGGACGAGCCCUUAAAGUUACGCCUUAAUAAGGCAAAAUGUCCGCUCCAUGUUAUAAACUACGGGCGUCAUGUCGCAAUACGUAAAUGUUUGUGUGUCAAUGUGAGUGGAGACGAUUUAUAGUUUUAUCUACGGAUGUUGUGUAUUGAGGAGUUGUUCGUCUGAUGCGCGAGUUUAGAUUUAGUUUUUUAUACUUAUGGUUAAAAUCAUAGUUUUGUUUUACUUGCCAGUUUCAUUGACGCCGAUGCUAUAUUGGUCUGGGUGCUAUGACUUUGAAUCUUAAGCCAUUAGUUUUAUGAUUUAGAUUUAUUUUCGAUUUAAUUUCGUGAACAAUAGUCGAACCAUGGACAGCUUCAUAUUAACUUUUUUUAAUAAGUAACAAAAAACAUGUGAAACAUGUAUUAACAUUGUAUACGCUUUUGAUUUCAUGAAAUUUAAUUGUUUGUUGUAAAUGGUAAUUUUAAACUCGUAAUUAAUUUUGAUUCGCUGUUUAUCAACCAAUUAUAAUAAUGGACGUAUUAUAGAUAGAGCAGGAUAGAGAUAGAAGAUCGCAGUAUCCAUACUGUCUCUAUCGCACAAACGUAAUUUACAUAUUGUAAACGUUUUUAUGUACAGUUUAACGUUUUGUCCCAAAAAUAGAGAAACAUAGAUAAGGUACUGUGAUCUUCUCUCUCUUUUUAAACAUCAGAAAUUAAUUCCGUUUACGAGAACUUGUAUGAUUUUGCCUGCUCUAUUUAUCAUUAACUCUAUGAUCAUGUUGCGGUUUAUCAAAUUUCACAGCCGCCAAAUACUCUUUAUUUUUUUAGUGUCAUUCCAUGUAUUUGUCACACGCUUAGUAAGUAUUUUUACAAUGUUCGUACCUGAUGCUCUUUGUACAUUUGUAGUUUAUUGCCUCUAGUGAAAUGGACAUUAUCUAUGCCUGUGCCAUAGACUACUCUAUCGAUUAUUUUCUAGUGUAAAGUAUUUGAUUUGCCACGUUGUUUUACCUAUAGGGAAAUCGAAUUUUAACUCAAAACUAUAUCUGCGGUGUUCGCCACAGAUACGAGUAUACUGUAAAAUGUUUAAUAAUAUAUUUUAGUAUAAAUUUGUUAAGGCUGGUUGCAGAGCUUGACCGACCAUCAGUGCGUACGUCAGUCGCGCUUGUCAUAUGUAUGGAAAUUCAUAAACCCGUUCAUAACCGUCAUGCGUUUUAGUGUCAUAGUCAUACAAUUGUUGAUGCGUAUCGUCAGCACCGACGGUACGCACUGACGGUCGGUCAAGCUCUGCAACCAGCCUAAUAUAUCUGUCUAAAUGUGAUUCGGUGUUUUUUCACUUGUUUAUGAUAGCGAGUCCAUUGUAAUUUGACGAGAAUGCAAUGCAUGGGACGCGAAGUUAAUAAUAUAUUUUGAUAUGGCUGGAUUUUAAAUAUCGAGUGACGUCUGUUUUCAGAGUUAACAUGCAGUGUUGGUACUUAACGAGUUGUUUUAACCGAGACAUAGCUAGUUUAAAUUAUAUUAUGAAGUGAAAAUAAUAGAAUAUAAAGAAUCAGAUGUAUGUAUAAAGCGAUUAUUUCUCCUAAAGCUUUAUAGAUUUAGAGUUUAUGUCUACAGAUAAAUGUUCGGAAAGACUAUAUAGAUAUUAUGACGUUUUCUUUUAAUGUAAAUUAAAUUUCAGCUUGUUCUACAGUUACACCUAUUGUAUACUGAAUAUUUUUAUUUUAGAGCCGAUUUUUCAAUCCUUGGUUAAAAUUUAUCCGUACAAUAAAGUAUUACACGAACAUAUUAAAAUGUCACUUGUAAACUGUCAAAUACGGAAAGUUGCAAUACAUUUUUGAAAUGGUAGUUGAAUACGUAAUUAAUUGUUAAGUUUUAACCAAGGAUUGAAAAAUCAGCCUUUAGUGAAAUAAGUUGUCAUGAAAUAUGUAUGAUUAAUUUUUACGCAGCUUAAUGUUUAGGAAAAAAUAAAAGCCUAAUUUAAAGUAAUAUUUUAUUGUGAAAUUAUUUCUCACGGCUUGCGGGUUUAGUUUUUAUUUGUAAUUCUAAUUCUAACGUUUUAGUUGUUGCAGAGGUGUAGAACAAACGGACUAAUAAAAUCGGUUUUACAUUUUUAUGAUUUAUUUAUAAUGAGUAUGUAAGUAAAAAUCUUUGCUCGUCAUCGAUACUAAGUAUGUAUACAAUACGAUCUGAUAUGAAAUGUAUAUUUUUUUCAUUUGUCAGCAAUUUAUUGCUCUUUAAAUGUGUUCUUGUACGAAAAUUAUUGCAUCACUUAUUUUAUUAAAGAAUAUAAUGUAAA